This is a messenger RNA of Puccinia graminis f. sp. tritici CRL 75-36-700-3, 378 nucleotides long. RefSeq lists its product as uncharacterized. The coding region runs from base 1 to 378 and encodes 125 amino acids. The transcript has a single exon. Lineage: Eukaryota; Fungi; Basidiomycota; Pucciniomycetes; Pucciniales; Pucciniaceae. The record is from RefSeq and is a predicted model, not a curated record.
AUGGAGAAUAAAGGGAACAGUGGUGACAACUCACACAUUCAUGCAAUUCUGGAGCCAAUGCAGAUCAAGUUUGAAAAGUACUGGACCAACAUGAAAGAAUUUUCUGCCCUGAUUACAAUUUUUGACCUCCUCUACUUCCACCUUGCUAAUGAAGAAAGGGAGGAUGCAGCCACUGAUGGUAUCAAGCAGCUGAUCAAGAAGGUGUUUUUUGGCUGGCUUACUAGCUACACUAGCAAUAUUAGUAACACCAGCACAGGGGACUCAUUCACCAAUCUUCACUUCAGUGCCUCAACAAGAAUCCAGAUGUACUGCAAAGCUGGACCUCUACCUUUGAGAACCACUGGUGUAUUGGGUGCUGAAGGCUUCUUCACCAACUGA